Messenger RNA from Vigna angularis (adzuki bean), 2444 nucleotides. Its product is annotated as splicing factor U2af small subunit A. Gene Ontology annotation, molecular function: pre-mRNA 3'-splice site binding; metal ion binding. Gene Ontology annotation, cellular component: U2AF complex; spliceosomal complex. The record is from RefSeq and is a predicted model, not a curated record. Lineage: Eukaryota; Viridiplantae; Streptophyta; Magnoliopsida; Fabales; Fabaceae. Bases 236 to 1042 code for a protein of 268 amino acids. Gene Ontology annotation, biological process: mRNA splicing, via spliceosome. The transcript is spliced from 2 exons.
AGAGUAAUAACCAUAUACAGAAAGAGAGAAAGUGUGUUCAAAGUGUUGAACAUAUAUAAAUGAAUAAAAUCAAAGUGUUGGGUCAGCACUUCUAAACCUGUUCGAUCCAUUAAUCGUUUGUUUCAAUUAGGGCUUCCCAAACCCUACGCCAGACAGAAUUCAAUCGCAGAUUCAAAAUCAGUAAACUCAAACCAAUCAAUCAGAAAAAUCGAAGGAACCGAUUCCUGACCGGAGCAUGGCGGAGCACCUGGCAUCGAUCUUCGGGACGGAGAAGGAUCGCGUCAACUGCCCUUUCUACUUCAAGAUCGGCGCGUGCCGGCACGGCGACCGGUGCUCGCGGCUGCACAACCGGCCAAGCAUCUCGCCAACGCUGCUGCUGUCCAACAUGUACCAGCGUCCCGACAUGAUCACGCCCGGCGUGGAUCCGCAGGGGCAGCCGCUGGACCCGCACAAGAUCCAGCAGCACUUCGAGGACUUCUACGAGGACAUCUUCACGGAGCUCGCAAAGUUCGGCGAGAUCGAGAGCCUCAAUGUCUGCGACAAUCUCGCCGACCACAUGAUCGGCAACGUCUACGUCCAGUUCCGCGAGGAGGACCAGGCCGCCAAGGCCCUCCAAGCACUCCACGGACGGUUCUACAACGCCCGCCCCAUCAUCGCCGACUUCUCCCCUGUCACAGACUUCCGCGAGGCCACGUGUCGGCAGUUUGAGGAGAACAGCUGCAACCGCGGCGGAUAUUGCAACUUCAUGCACGUCAAGCUCAUCGGAAGGGACCUCCGCCGGAAGCUCUUCGGCCGCCAUCACCACCGCGGAGGUGGACGCUACCACCACACCAGCCGGAGCCGCAGUCGCAGCCGCAGCAGGAGUCCAAGGCACCGCCGGGAGGGACGGGAGAGGGACUCCCGCAGCGGCGGGAGGCGGGAGUAUAGAGAAAGAGACGGCGGUGGACGACGGAGACACGCCGAGAGUCCCGCCAGAGAAGGGAGCGAGGAACGCCGCGCGAGGAUCGAGCAGUGGAAUCGGGAGAGGGAGGAGAAGGAGUGACUUUAUCGAUGCUGGUUUCCGAGAAUGGAACAUCAAUUUCGUUCUCAGAAUUGUCAUUUUCAGUCACAAAUGCGAGUGGUUAGUUCUUUUCUGGUGUGGUGGUGAUCUCGUACUUCUCUUCAUGGGACGAUUUUUUUUAAGCACAUAAAAUGUUUUGAUUUUAUAAGUAAUUGAAGGUAUCCUGGUAGAGUCAACUCUGUUGAUUGGUUAAGUAAUUUUGAUAAUCUAGAUCUAAGUUAGGGAUUUUGUUAGAGGCCUCUAUGGGUUGUUUUUACUAGUUUUGUUUAUUUCUGCUUGAGUUUUGAAUCGAAGGGUUUCAAUUCUUCUGAUUCAUAAACUUUGAGUAGAGUUGUGAUCCUGCCUACAUUGUCUUUUGCUUUUGUCAUUGCACUUGUUGUGCCGGAUGCAAGCUAAGUACGAUGGAAGGUAUUCAUGUGGUUUGAUGGUAAGUUAGGGUAAGCUUUGCGGCUGUGGGCUAUUGGGUCAUCAUUGUAAUAAAUAGUUGUAUCACCUCCACGAUAUGAUAGUAAAUUAGGACAUCCUAUAGACUUGAAUUUAAGUUUGUAUUUGGUUUUCUGUUAUGCAGUCAUAACACUUGGCCAUUUUGAAGUGUGGCUAUGCUAUGCCUGUGACUUUGGGGCUGGGUGGUAUUGUUUGUUGUCUGUUUGCCUUUUCUGUUUUUCAACAAGUACAUGUUGAUUAUUCUGCCAUAUCUCAAAUUUCUACUGUAUAUAUCCAAGUGAACAAGAAAUAUCAAUGAUUGAUUUUUCUACUUCUGUGUUAAUGUGUCUGCUUCCUUGGUUGGUAAUUCUUCCAGGUUGUUUGUAGAUUCAAUUGUUUAUCUCUUUUCAUGCUUUAAAAGGAGUUAAGACCAAGGGCUCAAAACCAAAACAUUCUCAUUAUAAUUUGAUGGCGUGAUCUGUGAUGCUCUGUUCUCUUUCUGACUCUACAUUUCUUCUCCUCUUCCUCCCCAGUUCCCGGGUCUUCUCUUUCCUGUUUCUUUAACAAUAUUUUUAUUGUUUUUUCUGUCCAUUUUAUAAUACGAAAACCUUUGUUAUUUAAUUUUGAACAGUAUUUUCUAUAACCCUGUAAGCCACCAAUGAGUUGCAACCCGGUGUGCUACUGGCAGCUAUAUGUUAAAUAUUUUGUGUGAAGAUAUGGUCAAUGAUUUUUGUUGAGACAUCGAAAUACAAAAACAUUAAAUGAAAAAGUAAGCAUGUAAUAUAUUUGGAACUUAAAAGAAAACACUACCAUUAAUUUAGUUUUGCAUUCUUUAUUCUUAAAAAUUGCCUUUGGUGCCUUUUAGCCAAACAUGUCUUUAAUAGUUAUUGUGUGUGUUUUCGUUAUUGUCGAAAUUUUAUCUCUUUCUGUUUGGCUGAAGAAUAUUGAGAUGUUUACAAGC